Molecule: messenger RNA, 1575 nt
Organism: Aspergillus sclerotioniger CBS 115572
Lineage: Eukaryota; Fungi; Ascomycota; Eurotiomycetes; Eurotiales; Aspergillaceae
Exons: 4
Coding region: 1-1575 (524 amino acids)
Molecular function (GO): RNA binding
Source: RefSeq, a predicted model, not a curated record
AUGGCGAAUCCUAUCGUCCAUCUCACCCACCCCUCCAGCAUGACCAAUAUGCUCCCUAACUCCAUCGUGAUCCACAAGGGAAAUGCACAGAAGAUGCUUCCCAAGGAAGCUCGUCUCCACGUGGGAAACCUCUACAGUGGUGUUCCCUUUUAUGUCCUCGAAGACGAGCUUGAACAGCUCUUUGUCCAGUUCGGUACUUGCUGGGCCCAGGUCCGCAAGGGUAGAAAUAACCUCUACAGUGGCUGGGUCCAGUUUGAAUAUCCUGCCCACGCUGAAGCUGCUCUGCAACAUGGAAAAUUCGUCAACAGAGGCCGGGCUCUCAGGGUAGAAAGUGCCAAUGGAAGGAGCCAUGACUCGACAAAUAGUGUUGCUCUAGGCUAUGCUCCUACUCCCAUGGCACCUCCCGUUUACCACGGCCCUAUGAUGCCCGUGCAGAUGCCCGUGCAGAUGCCUGUGCCUGUGCCUGUGCCUGUGCCUGUGCCUGUGCCUGUGCCUGUGCCUGGUGUGCCGAUGCCAUGCGACCCGGUAUACGGUCCUCCUCAACCUCAUAUUUACCCUCCUACUCAUCAACCUCAUUUCUAUCCUCCUCCUACUCAUCAACCUCAUCUCUAUCUUCCUCCUACUCAUCAACCUCAUUCUUAUCCUCCUCCUACUCAUCAACCUCAAUUUUUUCUUCCCCCUCCUCAGAUGUAUCCUCACCCCCCUGCUCAGUUAUAUCCUCCUCAUCAUCAACCUCAUAUCUAUCCUCCUCCUCAUCCUCAACCAAUUCAUCUUGAGUACCCCUACAUCGUCACCACUCCCACCCGCUCUACACCAUCUCCUAUCACCGCAGCAUCCAUCUCUUCCACCUCCCCAACCAUCGAGAGCCCUUCCAGCAAGUCCUCCUCAGACACAUCCACCACCACCCCCGACAAACCCGAAAAGUCGAAGAAACCGACCGCCCAAAAGAAAGAGAACCAAUUCCAGGAUUCCAAACGUCUCAGAGACAUCCUCCUCAUCACCGGAACUACCGUUGGCCAGUACGUCGACGAUAUGAAACAGGAACUGGGGAUGGAUCUCGACGAUGAGCAGACCGACGAGGUUAUCAAGGAAGUGGUGCUCGAGGCAUAUAAGAAAGGUUGGGUUGUUGGGACUGGAUCUGAGUCUAAGUCUAAGAAGGAGACCGAGACUGCGGAUGAAACCACGCCUAAGAUUGAGACUCAGACUGCGCCCGAGGCCGAGACUGAGCGUGUGUCUGACGGUGAGACUGUGCCUGAGACGGAGGCUGAGGUUGCACCCGUGUCUGCGCCCGUGUCUAAGCCUGAGCCUCAGCCCGAGCAUGAAACUGAGAUCGAGACUCAGACCGCGCCUGAGACUGAGGCCGAGAUGGUGCAUGAGACUGAGACUGAGACUGAGGCGGAGCCUGAGUCUGAGUCCGAACCUAACACUGACACCGACACUGACAAUACGUCUAUGCACAUGUCUAUGACCAAGUCUAAAUCGGAUGCAGUUGUUGAGGAGUGUCAUAUAUCCCACAAAUUUUCUUGGUUCGAGGAAGUGGAGCGUGAACUAUUGGAGUCUCAAAGUGGGCUUUAG